AGAACACAAAGCACAAUGGAUGGAGUUCUGUAACUUUAUGGACAAACAGGCUAAGGAACGUCCUUAUCCCGAGUAUUUAUACCGAGCUCAUGUUCACGGCCACCCGUUUCCCCGAUUACUAGACGUUUUCAUGAGAGAAUAUGCUGAUAGCUUCGGUUCCGACUUUCAUAUUUGGGCUGAAUAUGACGCACAAUCGCAAAUAUUCGUCCCCAUACUUGAUCCGAUGGAGUCCUGGACCGUUGAUGACGUCUUCUCGGAGCUGAACCUUCAUCCAGGGAAGACAAGUGUUAAUCUCCAGCCAAAUUGUGAUGGAGAGGAACCAUUCUUAUCUUCUCUGGUCUCUCUUAGCAGUGACUUCCGUUGGACGGCGCAGAGAAUCUGUCGGGUUGGGAGGAUGACAAGCAAAGAUCAAAUACCUGGCUUGGCUAUCUGUAAAACGUCAAUGAUCGACCCUAGUGUGGUGCGUAUCUGGCGGGUAGCAGAGAUGCUUUUAUUUCGUGAUACAAUACUUUUGAAUAGCUCUGUUCAUAUUUCUCCACGCCUCCGCCGCUGGGCCACCAAUGCCCAGGAAUUUGUUUGUUGGCUCUUUGUCCCUCAGGAGGCAUUGAUUGCGUUUACUCCUUUUCCUAACCUAAUCGAAGCGUCCAAUGGCGGUGAAAGGGCCUUCUUGACGAAACAGUUUGUGGGCUCCAACUACCUGGGCGAUUUCAUGCGAUGUCCUUAUGUACAUCUCUCUCUGAGAGAGUAUGCAGAUAGAGCAUCAGAGUUUGUACGCAACAUCAUCACUGAUGUUUACUCUUUCGAGGAAGCGAAACAACGGGUUAUGUAUAUGAAAGUGGUGCUGUCAAACCCCUAUGCAUGGGGAUACGAGGUUUCCGGAGUUGCAGAAGACGUGGAGGAAGCAAUCAUGUUGUCCGUUGAAAAGGCACUGGAAACGACUUUCAUGAUAAAAUGACUAGGGGAUCCUCGAUUCUGAUGCAGGGAAACUGUUUGAACACAGAUCUUGUGUGUUGCAUGCCGCUGCAACUGCGCUUGACUUACUCUCUUUAUCUAUUACUUGCAGAUCCUCG
Molecule: messenger RNA, 1070 nt
Organism: Trichoderma asperellum CBS 433.97
Lineage: Eukaryota; Fungi; Ascomycota; Sordariomycetes; Hypocreales; Hypocreaceae
Source: RefSeq, a predicted model, not a curated record